Microsporum canis CBS 113480 is the source of this 837-nucleotide messenger RNA. RefSeq lists its product as hypothetical. Gene Ontology annotation, cellular component: nucleus; 90S preribosome. The record is from RefSeq and is a predicted model, not a curated record. The transcript is spliced from 5 exons. NCBI's taxonomy places the organism in Eukaryota, Fungi, Ascomycota, Eurotiomycetes, Onygenales, Arthrodermataceae. Bases 1 to 837 code for a protein of 278 amino acids.
AUGGCUUCUUCCGUGACAUCCCAAAAUGCGCCGCUAGGAUCAAAUAAAAGAAAACGUGUUGAUGAGGAGGAUGCUGUCGAAAACACAAUCACAGCGGCUGGCAGCCAACAACCCAGCAAGAAGAAAAAGAAGAAACGGCCAAAGAACGCAAAAAAUGGGAAUGAAUAUGAUAUAAACAAGGUCAUGGGCAAGGAUGGGGGAAUUGACGAGUCGAUUGGAAAGAUGGACGGUAAACUACUGGGAGAUUACUUUGUCCAGCGAGUUAAGAGGCAUAACAAGAACUUGACUGCUGUGGAAUUAGAUGAUUUUUACAUUCCAGAGCAUGCAUUCCUUGAUACCUCGUCCUGGGACUCCUCGCGGGAACUUGAGAAUAUGCCUUCCUUCUUAAAAGCAUUCAGCCCAGAGAAUGGUGCAUCGCUUUCUAAAGCAUCCGAAACCAAGGGAUCUCCGCACACGCUGGUUGUCACGCUGGCAGGUCUUAGAGCAGCAGAGAUAUCAAGAACACUACGGCAAUUCCAGAACCAAGACUGCGCUGUUGCUAAGCUUUUUGCUAAGCAUAUCAAACUAAAAGAGGCUCAGGAAACAGUAGAAAAGACGAGAAUAGGAAUAGGUAUUGGGACACCAGUCAGGCUAAACGAUCUUGUAAAUUCAGGAUCAUUGAAACUUAAUUCGCUAAAACGCAUUGUUGUUGAUGGCUCUUACGUUGAUCAAAAGAAACGUGGUAUAUUCGAUAUGAAAGAACUACACUUCCCUCUUAUCGAGUUUCUAAACCGGGCCGAACUAAGGGAUCGGUAUCAGUCGAAGAAAGGUGACAAGGUGCAGAUCAUCGUCUUUUGA